This is a messenger RNA of Onychomys torridus (southern grasshopper mouse), 1445 nucleotides long. It is a transcript of the gene Agmat, whose product is annotated as agmatinase. The record is from RefSeq and is a predicted model, not a curated record. Bases 155 to 1225 code for a protein of 356 amino acids. NCBI's taxonomy places the organism in Eukaryota, Metazoa, Chordata, Mammalia, Rodentia, Cricetidae. The transcript has 7 exons. Gene Ontology annotation, molecular function: agmatinase activity; metal ion binding.
GGGCAGGUAGAGAAACGCUUAGGCUCUGGGGCCUUCCCCGCCUCUUUGAUCCCAGGGCCCGCCCCUUUGAUCCCAGGAUGCCCCUGACCUUUGAGCCCUGCACCUGGGGGCUGGCACGCUGGCGCUGGCGGGGUUGGGCUCCACAAUAGGCGGCAUGCUGCGGCUGUUCAGGUCCAUUUGUACCCGGGGCCCCGGGUCUGGGGUGGCCACGUGGCGUCCCUCUGUGGGGCUCCUCUCUCCUGGGCACCCCAGGAUCCGCCAGGUUUCAGAUGCCUCAGAUGCCCCGCAUCACCAGUCCCCCAGCUCUGAGCCACUGGUACAACUGGUGGGCGUCUGCUCCAUGAUGCGCCUGCCCCUGCAGUCCUCCCCUGCAGGGCUGGAUGCCGCCUUCAUCGGUGUGCCUCUGGACACUGGGACUUCCAACCGGCCUGGGGCGAGAUUUGGACCCCUUCGAAUCCGGGAGGAAUCGGUGAUGCUGGGGGCUGUCAACCCCAGCACAGGAGCCCUCCCCUUCCAGUCCCUCAGGGUGGCAGAUCUAGGCAAUGUGAAUGUCAACCUUUACAGCCUCCAGGACAGCUGCCGGCGAAUUCGAGAUGUCUAUCAGAAUGUCCUAGCAGCUGGCUGCGUUCCUCUGACCUUGGGUGGAGACCAUACGAUCACAUAUCCCAUACUGCAAGCGGUGGCAAAAAAGCAUGGCCCUGUGGGUCUAGUGCAUGUGGGUGCCCACACCAAUACGACUGACCAAACUCUGGGGGAGAAGGUCUAUCAUCGGACAGCUUUCCGUCGAAGCGUGGAGGAGGAACUGCUGGACUGUAAGCGGGUGGUGCAGAUUGGCAUCCGGGGCUCUUCCAAGAUUGUGGAUCCCUACAGAUACAGUCGGAACCAGGGCUUCCGUGUGGUCCUGGCUGAAGACUGUUGGAUGAAGUCACUGGUUCCCCUGAUGGCAGAGAUCAGGCAACAGAUGGGGGGCAAACCUCUUUAUGUCAGCUUCGGCAUAGAUGCCUUGGAUCCUGCCUAUGCCCCAGGAACAGGGGCACCGGAAGUUGCUGGGCUCACCCCUAGUCAGGCCCUGGAGAUCAUCCGAGGUUGUCAAGGCCUGAAUGUGGUGGGCUGCGAUCUCGUGGAAGUUUCCCCACCAUAUGAUCUCACAGGGAACACGGCCCUCCUGGCAGCCAACCUGCUGUUUGAGAUGCUCUGUGCGCUCCCCAAAGUGACAACUGUCUGAGCCUAUUCAAGACAAGACAGAGUGUCUCAUGACAAGGCCUCAAGGACUUGAGAACAAGCAGUGCAAGGGCUACAGCAAGCUUUCCACAAAUGUCACCGCUGGCUGCAAAUAAGGACCAUUCAGAACGUUGACCCAAGCAGAGCAGCUCAUGCUUCUGUCCUCUUUAACAUGAAAGAAAACACUUAUUUAAUCUUAUGUGUGCCUGAGUUCAUGUAUGUGU